This is a messenger RNA of Schistosoma bovis, 4834 nucleotides long. NCBI's taxonomy places the organism in Eukaryota, Metazoa, Platyhelminthes, Trematoda, Strigeidida, Schistosomatidae. The record is from the annotation of a GenBank genome assembly.
AUAUCCAUGGGCAUGAGAUAGUAUCGUCGUAUACCUGCUCAGAGUUAAUUUACCUGUCGAUGUUGUUGUUAAGCGUAUCAAUAUAUUCUUCAAGUUUAAUCCCAUUUUAUUGUUGUGAUUAUUGAAGGUAAUUGUGUUACGUUAGAUAUUUGUUCAUCGCAUUUGCUAACGGAUCUUAUUAUUGGCAAUUGUACUUACCAUAAAUUUCGUUCUUUGGAUAUGUGUGCACUUAUCAAUUGCCAAAGAGCAUCUUCUAAAAAAUCCAAAGCUAAAAUAUUCAAUUAUUUCUGCAAGGAAUUAUCGGAUGUACUUGAAUGUGAUCCUGAUACCAUUGAGAGGACAGAUGUCACUUUUGUUGUUGGUCAGAAUGUUUAUCAUGGGAACCAAAAAACAAUUUCCAUAUUGAGUGAGGAGCUGAAAAAAUGCUUUCAGUCAGAAAGCGAAGACUUCGAUCACAGCUCUACACAUGGUUGCAUACUGAAAGUAACUAGAUCAAAGUCUUCGUCUUCACUCAAGGUGUUUAUUGAUGCAUCUGCGGACAUUUUUGAAGCGGUAUUAAAUUAUAUGCUUACUUUAAAGUAAGUUUUGUUUAUAGGAAUCAGGUUUUUCGAAUAUUCGUUGUUUACUUGUAGCAACUGUUUUACUUCACUUGACUUGUAAUAAAUGUAUUAUUAAUACUAGGAGUUUGUAGCGUAUUUAUCGUUUGCAUGGAAUGAUGUUUUUUUACGAUUGAUAUUCAUUUUAAAGGUUUGAUACGUAAAUUAGUUAUGAACAAAUCUACCCUCACGUUCUUCAUUUCAGAGAACUACUUAAACUCAAAUCCUGAACACGUUCAGCAUUCUUUGAAAUUUUCGGAAUUUUGAAUGUAUUUUGCCUAGUGUUUCGCCACGCACAAAGGUUUAGCACAUUUAUGUAACAUUAAAAUGGUUAAGAAAUUUGGUUUUAUUUCAUCCCUUAUAUGUUGUAUAUUAGUGAACAACGGGAAGUUUGUGAAUUUUCUGUUAUUAUCCACAGCAGCACUUUUCUGCAGUUUAAAGUAUCCAAUUUCCCUAAGUGAUGGUAUUUAGAUGAUUUAACCGAACUUUUGUUAAGAUGAGAACAAGAACAUCUAAACCACAUUCUUGCGCAUACACUAAUUAAUGAACGUUGCCUAUUAGCGAAAGCGAUUAGACUGUCGAGUUUCCCGAAUUUUAAAAGUCGUCGGAGAGGUUACGCUUCGUGAUCUGGUGCUAAAAAUAUCAAGUACGUUAGCUAGGGAGUACUGGUUUUUCAGCAAUUAGGUACCAAAUAAAACCUUUUACACAUAAAAUGCACUUUUCGUACUCUAUAGCAGUACACCGUAUGUAGUACGUUUUUUCAUGUCACCGAUAAAAUUUUUUGUAGGAUUCUCAUAUUCCCAUGCUCCUUUCUGUACCACUAAAUCCUAUGGUCAAAAUAGUGAGUGGAUUAUUUAAACCUUAUGUUUUAAAUAUUAUCCUAUAGUAAUGCUUUUUUUCGUUCAGGUAUUUGUUGUGCUGUGAAAGGAUUAAUUGUUUGAACCAUUACAGUAAUAGGACCUAGACUGAUGCUGAUUCAUUCACAUCCCAUUAGAAAUUUAGUAAAUCCAUAUUUCAAGGUAGCUUCUUUUAGCAAAUACUCAUAUUUCUAUAUUAUUCAACAAAGCACAUUUUUAGUAAGUAGGUUUCAAUAUACUACACCUUUUUUAUUAGACAGUGAUUCGGUUUAUCCCGACAAUGUGGUAAAGUACUUAGUUUCAUAUGUAGUAACCAUAUCAACUAGUGGUAGUUAGUACUUUCUGGUCUAUCAACAUUGAUUUAUCUACUCCGUCUGUCAUCGUAGCUUCCUAAUUAAAAACUUUUCCACUUAUACCAGGCUUACUGUGCCCGAAGACCUAAUACCACACGUUUACUAUCUGUCAAAAUGUCUACAGAUCAAAACUUUGGAGACAACGUGCAUCGAGUUUUUAAUUCACAAUUUAUCAAUCAACAGUGUUGGGGUUCUGUGUAGCUUUAUUCAGUUCAGUGGGGUUUAUCAAAAUAGUAAUGAAUUUGCUACAAGUCUCACAUCUUAUUCGCCAGAAAUGUGCCUAACAAAAACAUUACACCACUACUUGUUAACGGAAGCAGAUGCCAUCGCUUGUUCUCAAACAGGAAUUCUUAGUGCUCGUUUGAUAGUAAACCUUACAGGCAAUUUCGAUUCAUCAGAUGAUCAAAAUGGAAUUCAAGAACCUUCCAACGAAUAUUUAGCCGUUGGAGUUUUGCGAUGGGCAUUUGAAAAGUUAUUAACAGGCGAAAGACUGGCAAGGGCGGGAAGUGAAGAUAAUGUUUGUUCGGACGAUGAAGAAAGUGACGGGAAUGGCAGCAGUCAUGCUGUUGGGAACUCUAAUGGAUCACAGCGUAAACGAGCAGGUAGUCAAUUUCAGUUUUUGGCUCAAAAAAAUUUGUUAAAUGGAAUUCGUUCAAAAUGUGGUACAUCAGCUCAGUAUAGCCUCGCUUCAGAUGACAAUGAUGAUAGCGAUGAUUUAAAUUCAGAAACUAAAGCCGAGGAACGUGGCUCAGUUUCAGACACUCUGAAUUCAUUACGAUAUUAUAGUACACAAGAUAUACGAAUUUCGGUCGAUAUAAAUGAUUUACCUUUGAGUAAAGACGAAAAUGAAAUGAGUAACAUAUCUCAGAAUGCACAUAGUUUAUUAACUGUUUGUUUAACAACUGGUAAUCAAGAAUCAGAGACUUGUUUACUGGCACCAACAUCUCUUGGAGUUCGAUCAACAUCAAUUUGGUUAGGCAAAUUAGCAGGUUAUUUGGUUAGCCUAUCGAUAAAACGUUGUCCCCCGACACAUCGAUCUAUCCAACAGUUGGAUCAAGAAUUAAUGAAUGAAGUCAAUCAGUCACGAAGUCGUCACCAAAGUCGUGGUUCAUCUAUUUCGAAUACUUCCAGUAUACCAAAUGAUUUAAACAGUCUAAUUGAAAAUGAAUUUAACACCACCAAGUGUUGUGCUGAAAGUGUCUGUCCAGAAUUGUCCGAGUGUACGAGUACCGCUGUACCGAAAUCGGAUAAUGAUGAUGAAGUAACCCGUACAGUAACCGGCAGUUCUGCUUCAAAUUUAGCGCGAGCCAUUGUUGGAUCGUCUUUACUUCAUCAAUCAUUCACUGAUCAAGUCUAUCAAAGUGAAAUUCUCUGCAUUAGUCAUAAUGAUGGUACAGGCCAGGAUUUCCCAUUACGUAUGUUAGAAGCUCGGUCAAGUUUUGGCAUUGGACAAUUGAGUUGUAAUUCAAAGCAUUACAUUGCAAUUAUUGGCGGUUAUAAUCGUAAAGGUUGUUUAGAUAGUAUGGAAUUAUUCGUUGAAAACAAUAGUAAUCCGCAGUAUGAAUCAUGUAACGAUGAAGAUUCACCUGUAUCUCCUCCUAUUAUUGGUCCACGACUGACAAAACAGAGAGGUCGGUUAGCUGUAGUAUCCAGUUACUUACAAUCAUUUUCUGAUUUUCCUGAUAUAAUUUAUGCUUGUGGUGGUUCGACAGGCUCCAAGGAUUUAGCAUCUGUAGAUAAACUAACAUGUGAGGCACUGGGAUCCUGGCUUAUCAAUCAUGAAGUGGUAACCAAAAGCCAUCAUGAUAACUUUGACGAACACGUGUAUACAAACGGCUCUCGGAAAAGUUCUGAUUUCCGUACACGAACAGAUUCAAUAGCACAUAGUCAUGCGUCUUCAAAUGGAUGUGGUCUAUCAAAUGUUACAUUUUGGCAGACGAUAAAGAGUUUACAUGAAGCUCGAACUAAUCCAGUUGGUGUAGAUCUUAGUGGACUUCAACAAGGACCGCUUAUCACAAAUACAAAGGGGUCAGUCCUUGUUGCUGGCGGAGUAUCAGACGCACAGUUUCUAUCUUCUGUUGAAGCCUACAUUCCAGAUAGAGAUGAAUGGAUUUAUAUGCCAUCCAUGUUACAAGGUCGUUGUGAAGCAUGUGCUAAUGUUUUGACCUCACGAAAUCUCAUUGUUGUUAUCGGUGGAGUUGUCAAUACAAACACUAUGUAUAAUACUAGUCAAAAUGUAACUGUUGAAGCAUUAGAUCCUCGUUGUGAUACUUGGUUUUAUAUUCCUAAUACAUUAGGCAAUUCAUUCGGACAACUUCGUGGUGCCAGUUUAACAUAUUGUCCGAAUUCUAAAGAUAAUUUGCUAUUAGUUGGUGGAUAUAAUGGUCAUGAAACGUUAGAUACUACAUGGAUAUUUGAUUCAGUUGCUUGGAAAUGGCGUUCAGGACCAAAUUUAAUAUUUGCUCGUUCUAGCUGUUGUACAACAUUGACAUCAGAUCAACGUUAUAAUUUAGUAUUUGGUGGUUAUAAUCCAUUGAAAUUUAACACUGGAUUUUCAGAUACAAUUGAAAUGAUCUUCUAAACAAAAUAAUUAUUUUUCUUACUUUUUUGUUAUUCUGUUAGUCUUUUUAUGUUAUUACUUCAUUUGUUUGUGUUUUUGUUUUUUCUAAUCCUUAAUCACACUGAAUGGCGUUACCGGUUCUGUUUGGUCUCAUUAUAUUAUACUGUUGUUUAUACCUCUCAUUUGUGUAUGUCUAGCUAUCGAAAUGUCUAUGUCAGUAGUGUUCACAUGGUAUGUCACUAUUUUAUGUUUUGAAGGUAAUUUCACAUGACUUACACACAUACACACUGUCUAUGUAUGUAUGAUACAUAUUUGUGUGAUAAAAAAGUUUUAUGUGCGUGCACACUUUCUUUUGUGUACUAGAGUUUUUAUCUUUUCUUCAAUUUUACCAGUAGUAGACUAUUUCAUCAUUCAUCUGCACGUAUAUUCAUCAAUAACAGUAAAUAAAAUAUUGUAGACUGUAAUUUG